Molecule: messenger RNA, 3726 nt
Organism: Caenorhabditis auriculariae
Lineage: Eukaryota; Metazoa; Nematoda; Chromadorea; Rhabditida; Rhabditidae
Source: the annotation of a GenBank genome assembly
AUGAUAAGGGAGUAUUUCUCGCUAGGAGAGCCGUGGGUGCGAUGUCGCUUUAUUCAAUUUUAUUUUUUUGUUUUCCUGGUCACUAGGAUUUCUGCGGAUUGUCCUGGCGGAUCGACUCUAUCGGCUGAUGGUAAAUUGUGAGUUUUUCCAAGUCAAGCCGCAUCUAGUGCUUCAAGCAACAAUUUAUUCUGAAAUCCACGCUUUCCCAAUACUCAGAAAUCGUUUCCAGAUGCUACAAAGCCAUUCAAACGUCCGUAUCGUACCGUGAGGCCAAAACUUUAUGUGGCUUACUCUACGGAGGCCUGCCUUUGGUUCCAAACGCCUUCACUAACGCUUUUUUGGACGGUCUUUUGAAUCGUCAGUUUCAAUUUUUGUUUAAACUAAACAUAGGGUGUCAGGUAUUUCCUUUACUCGGAACAUCACGACAUUCAUAGGUUUUCAAAAAAUUCUCUAAAACUCAAAAAACCGACUAUUUUUCGUUGAGAAAAGGCUCAAAGGCUCAAUUUUAUCGCAAAGGAUCCAGGAAAAAGAUCUUGGAGGCUCUGAUUUUGAAAAUAAUCAUCAAAAUUUGUUAAAAACUUGAGAUCCAAACUAAAUUGCCUUCCUUCCAAACUCUAAAGAUUUCAGAAGAUGGCCUGUUCUUUUCCUGGCUACCGUACUCCUAUUCUAAUGGAGCCUAUCGAACCGACGACGGUUCAAUGCCGACUUUCACUAACUGGGCACCAGGUGAAUCAAAUUGAAGUGAUCUUUUAGUCGUCUUAUGAAUUUCCGUUGCUUUAUCAGUGGAAGUCUUAUCAGUAAUCGUUUGACGGGAAAAGGAUGAAAGUUCAAAAAAUCACGGGGUCUCCGGAAAAGCUUGGUUAUGGUCGUGAUGGCCUUUAGCAACUUCGAAUUAAAAACUUUCUCUUUUUUAUUAAUCUUUAUUCGAUCGAAAUAAAGCAGGAAAAAGUGCUUCAUUGUUUUCUUGACGAUCUUGUUUCCAUGUGACAGAAGUUUAAGAAGUUUUUUGGUAAAGACAUCAAAAUUUUCCGGAACGAACUUUUUCAAAACACUCUCAAUUUCCUGCUAGCCUGGGAAAAUUUUUAGUGGCCACUAUAGGGUUUCGACGUCUUAGUGGCCACUAUGGUAGUUAAAUUAGUGGCCACUUAAGGGGUUAAAAAUUGGUGGCCACUAUAAAGGUCUUAGUGCUACUACUGGACUACUUAGUGGCCACUUUAGGGGUCAAUGGAUCAACAUAACUGGUCCAAUCUGUUUGUUUUAAAAAUUAUCAGAUUUACUGGAAAGAGUACUGGAUGAGAAUUUACUGAAGUGGCCCCUAAAACGAAAAAUAGUGGCCAAUAUAGAGGUGGGUUUAGUGGUCACCAAAGUGUCUUCUCAAGUAGUCCUUGGCGAGCCUCUAUAGUGGCCGCUAAAAAAUUUUCCCAGACUCUCCACUAAAAAUGAACGAGAAACUUCAGAAUCUUUUUAUUUUUCUUUUUAAUCUUUUUGCUAGCCGUGUUAUUGCCCUCGAGUAUUAUCAAUAUUGAAGUAAUUAAAAUGUCUCUCCUUAUACGAUUUUUUUCCGUUCUUUCAAGAAGUAUUUUCGAACUGAAUUCUCAUAAAAAUCAUUCCAAAAAGUCUUAUCGAUGACAUUCAUCCAGGGGAACCACGACUCCAAAACGGCUACGCCGUCCAACUCCGCUCCAGUGACGGUCGUUGGACCACCACCACCGUCGACGCUCAAAACAGCGUGAUUUGCGCUUUUUCGCCAUCAUGCGCUGGAAAUCAAGGAGCCACGACACCUUUCCCGAGGAACAUGACGACUCCACGAAUGGGAUACACGACUCCCGGACCAACGCCGAGCACCAAUCCUUGUCUUGCAAAAUACAAAAGUGAGAGUUUGACUUGGUUACGACAGUGGCACUGAAAACUACUAGGCAAAGUCGGAAAGGGCGGGAAAUUCUCCACAGAAAUGUUCCUUUUUGCUGCCCUUUUGCACCAUUUUUGCUUCUUUUCCCAUUUUCCAAAAAGUCUUCGUUAGAUUUUUUUCGAUGUUUUUAUUCAAUUCGAUGGAAGACAUUUAUUACCUAGUGGAUGGAAGAUGCACUGAAAGAAAAGGAGAGAAAUGAAGAAAAAUAUAUGGUUUGAAACGUAUGUAGACGGGUUUCUAGACGGACUCAAUACCUGAAAUGACAUGUUAAAAAUGCCUUCAAAAACCCGAAAAAUGAAAAAGCUCCAUAAAGGAUCCUUUUUGCUGACUUUUUGAGUCUCUCCUUCAAACUUUCCCGAGUUGUCGAAUAGACCUUAACUUUCAAAAAAACUGAAAGAUUUCAGCCAUGGUGAACCCUUGCUUGGACGAAACAUGGGAGUUCUACCCACGAACUUGCUCCUGCUACAAGGUUACCGUAUCAAAAAGUCCAAAAUAGUAAAAAAGUUCUAGAUAGUGACGGCGACUUAUUUCGACGAAGCCCAGUCGACUUGCUACAAGUACAAUCCAACUGGCGGCCUGACUUCCAUUCACAGUGACGCCGAGGCGAUUUUCGUCAGCGGUGAGAAAAUUCGGGGGAAAAAGUAACGGUCAGUUCUACAGACUUGGCGAUAGCGGCCCAAGGCAAGGACGACUGGAUUGUUCGUGGCGACAUCCGUGACAACACCCUGAUCGGCCUUUUCCGACAAGCGCCCGACUACGUUUGGCGCAACGCCGACGCAACGCCCUACGACGGCUAUCCUGGAUGUCGCCCUACCACUUCUCCCAACGCCAACUAUGCGAUCGUCAGUUUUUCUCGGUUCACAGUAACCCCUUGGGCAAAGGCCGCUAAAAGAGAUAAGCUCAAAAAAGGCCGCAGAAAGGCAGCAAACCGGCGGCAAAAAGACUGCAGAAAGGCAGAAAAAAGGCAGCAAAAAGGCAGCAAACAGGCGACAAAAAGGCCGCAGAAAGGCACCAAAACGGGUCCCUUUAUCGAGCCUUCCAUUUUUCUAGGAUUUUAAAGAAUCAUGAAAUGGUGGAAAAAGGAGAGGUAGCAAAAAUUGUGCAUGAGAGCCGAUGAAAUGGCGCAAAAAGGCAGCAAAAAAUGGAGCCGUUGUCACCCUAAAAGGGACACUUCUCUGGAGCCUUUUUCCACCCUUUCCGACUUCGCCUGUGUUCAGAGAAGCCGUCAGAGGGUAAAAAGGAUGAGUUUUAAAGAGACAGAGACAUACAUGGAAUAUUCUCGAUUGGACCUUAAAAGGGGAAGGGAAUUUGGCAAAAAAGCGAAAAAAAGAGGAGGGGUUGGCAAAAAAACCGUAAAAAAAUUUUCAGGGUGUGCGCUGGACGGCGCUGGUCAAUCGAAAAUCAAAAAUUCCUUUUUAAAGUUCAAUUGACUGGCAGAAGCGAUUUUUCUCAGUUAAAAAGUGAUCGGAGGAAAAAACGCUCUACAAUUUCGGAUCCAGUACCAUCAGAUUAGUCUAGUUCGAGCUUUCAAUGUUAACUAGUGGGCAAUUGGAGAUAAUAUAGAAAUCCGUAGUAAAUCACUCAAAACUUCCAGAAAUAAUCAAAAAGGGCAAAAAAACUUCAAACAGUCAGUGUAUAAUUAUUCUCGCCUUUUACAUUGAUUUUUCUUUGAUCUGAUUUUAUCGAUUAAAAACUAACUGAAUCUCCAUUUUCAGUUGAUCACUGCCAAUGCGAUCGGCUACCGCGGCUUCGGCUCCACCAGCGACACUGAAGACUUCGAGUUCCGUAAUGCCGUCUGCAAAUAUCCGCUUCAAUAA